UCGUAACCGUUGCGGCGCCGCCAUUGGAACGAGCAGCGGCGGUUCCAGGCCGGCGAUGGUGCGGGAGGACGAGAAGGGCAUCCCGGUGCGUGUGGCGCUGCGCUGCCGGCCGCUGGUGCCCAAGGAGACCAGCGAGGGCUGCCGUAUGUGCCUGUCCUUCGUGCCCGGGGAGCCGCAGGUCGUGGUGGGCAAUGACAAGGCCUUCACCUACGACUACGUGUUCGACCCGUCCGUGGAGCAGGAGGAGGUUUUCAACACAGCGGUGUCGCCUCUGGUCCGAGGCAUCUUCAAAGGAUACAAUGCCACUGUCUUGGCCUACGGACAGACGGGGUCAGGGAAAACCUAUUCCAUGGGAGGCACCUACACUGCCACCCAGGAGCAUGAGCCCAGCGUGGGGGUCAUCCCCAGGGUCAUCAAGCUGCUCUUUGAGGAAAAACAGCAAAGGCAGGAUUGGGACUUCGUCCUCAAAGUUUCUUAUCAAAGGCAGGAUUGGGACUUCGUCCUCAAAGUUUCUUAUCUGGAGGUUUACAACGAGGACAUCCUGGACCUGCUGUGUCCCUCCCGAGAACGUUCCCAGAUCAGCAUCCGGGAGGAUCCCAAGGAAGGCAUCAAGAUUGUGGGGUUGACAGAAAGAAAUGUCACCUGUGCCCAAGAGACCGUGUCCUGCCUGGAGCAGGGGAACAACUCCAGAACUGUGGGAUCCACGGCCAUGAAUUCCCAGUCUUCCAGAUCCCAUGCCAUCUUCACCAUCUGCAUUGAACAGAAGAAGAAAAACGACAAGAAUUGCAGUUUUCAUUGCAAGCUACACCUGGUGGAUCUUGCUGGCUCUGAGAGACAAAAGAAGACCAAAGCUGAGGGAGACAGACUCAGAGAAGGAAUCAGCAUCAACAGAGGCCUCCUGUGCCUGGGGAAUGUCAUCAGUGCUCUGGGAGAUGACAAUAAAAAGGGAGGAUUCGUCCCUUACAGAGACUCUAAGCUGACCAGGCUGCUGCAAGACUCCCUGGGUGGGAACAGCCACACGCUGAUGAUCGCCUGUGUGAGCCCAGCAGAUUCCAACCUGGAGGAGACCCUGAACACUCUGCGUUAUGCUGACAGGGCCAGGAAGAUCAAAAACAAACCCAUUGUCAACGUGGACCCCCAGGCAGCUGAGCUGCACCAGCUGAAGCAGCAGGUCCAGCAGCUCCAGGUGUUGCUGCUCCAGGCCCAUGGAGGGACCCUGCCAGUGGCUCUCAAUGGCUUGGCCCCCUCAGAGAGCCUCCAAUCCCUGAUGGAGAAGAACCAAUCCCUGCAGGAGGAGAACCAGAAGCUGAGCCAGGGGCUGAGUGAGGCUGCUGGGCAAACAGCACAGAUGCUGGAGAGGAUCAUCCUGACAGAGCAAGAAAAUGAGAAGAUGAAUGCAAAACUAGAGCAGCUCCAGCACCACGCUGUGUGCAAGUUGGAUCUGCAGAAGCUGGUGGAGACUGUGGAAGAUGAGGAAUUAAAGGAAAAUGUGGAGGUGAUCCGGAACCUGCAGCAGGUGCUGGCUGAGCUGCAGAGUGAAAAUGCUGCCACCUCAGAAGCUUCUGCAGAGCUGUCAAACUCUGAACAGGAUUCCCCAGGUGAAGCAGAAGUGGGCCAGGAAUCCAAGAGAGCCUCCAACGACUUCAGCACCCAGCACGCCCUGCGCCAGGCACAGCUCUCCAGGGAGCUGCUGGAGCUCAACAAAGCCCUGACUCUGAAAGAGGCCCUGGCCAAAAAAAUGUCUGAAAAUGAUACCCAGCUGGGGCCCAUCCAGUCCCAGUACCAGACCAACAUCAAGGAUCUGGAAUUGGAGGUCAGCAAUUUGCAAAAGGAAAAGGAGGAAUUGGUCCUUGCUCUGCACAUGGCAAAGAAGGACAUCAACCAGGCCAAGCUGAGCGAGCGGCGCAGGAAAAGGCUCCAGGAGCUGGAAGCACAAAUGACUGAGCUCAAGAAGAAGCUGAAUGAGCAAUCCAAGCUCCUGAAGCUGAAGGAAUCCACGGAGCGCACGGUGUCCAAACUGAACCAGGAGAUCAGGGAAAUGAAGCAGCAAAGGGUGCAGCUGAUGCGUCAGAUGAAGGAAGACACUGAGAAAUUCAGGCAGUGGAAGCAGCAGAAGGACAAGGAAGUGAUCCAGCUGAAGGAAAAGGACCGUAAGAGACAGUACGAGCUCCUCAAGCUGGAGAGGGAUUUCCAGAAGCAGGCCAAUGUCCUCCGGCGCAAAACAGAGGAGGCAGCAGCUGCCAACAAACGCCUCAAGGAUGCCCUGCAGAAGCAGAAGGAGGUGGCGGAUAAACGGAAGGAGACCCAAAAUCGGGGCAUGGAAGGAAUUGCUGCACGAGUCAAAAGCUGGCUUGCAAAUGAAGUUGAGGUACUUGUCAGCACUGAGGAAGCUCGAAGACACCUGGCAGACCUGCUGGAGGACAGGAAAAUCCUGGCAAAGGAGCUCCUUCAGCUGAAAGAGAAGAAAGAUGCUGGGGAAAAUCCCCCUCCAAAGCUCCGGAGGCGCACGUACUGCCUGGCUGACCUGCAGGCUCCCUACACGGAUCUCUCGGUCUCCAAGCAGAUUGAGAGCCUGCAGACAGAGAUGGAGCUCAGGAGUGCUCAGAUAGCAGAUCUGCAGCAGAAACUCCUGGAUGCAGACAAUGGAGAUCGGGCCAAGCAGCGCUGGGACAGCAUUGCCACAAUCCUGGAGGCCAAAUGUGCUCUGAAGUAUCUCCUGGGAGAGCUGGUCUCCUCCAAAGUGCAGGAGAGCAAACUGCAGAGCAACCUGGAGCAGAGCCAGGCCAGCUGCUCUGACGUGCAGAAGAUGCUGAUGGAAGAGAGAAACCACACAGCAGAGCUGGAGGCAGAGUUCCAAAAUCAGAUUUUGGUGCAGGAACAGCAACACCAGGAAAAGGUUCUGUACCUGCUCAGCCAAUUCCAGCAGAAAGAAGCAGCAGAGAAGAGAUUGGAAGAUUCCCUGAACGAGCAGGAGAAACAACUGCAGGAGCGACUCCGGUUCCAGGAGGAAGAGCUGGAAAAAAUGAGGGAGAUCUGUGAGAAGAACCAGGAGCUCCUCCGGGAAAAUGACACUCUGAAACAGAAACUGCUGCUCCUCCAAAUUGCCAGUGGCCAGAAGCUCCGGCACAUCCAGCAAAGGCCACCUGAGUCUCCAGACUCUUCUUUUGAUUAUGUUCCACCUAAACCCAAGAACCGCCGGCAGACGACGGCCAAGCCCCGAGCACGCAGCCCCGAGGUGGAUGUGGAGGAGCUGCUCUCUGACUCUGGGGAAGGGGAGGAUUCUGACUGGCUUCCUGGGAAAGCAGGCAGAGGAACAAGGAAAACCCUCACAGGGUGCUCGUGCAAGGGCCGCUGUGGGAACAGGCAGUGUGGCUGCAGGAAGCAGAAGCUGGGAUGCACCGACGGCUGCAGCUGCUCCCCGGCCACCUGCAGGAACAGGGACCGGGGCCUGGAAACCACAACAUGUGAGGAGCACAAAAGGGACUUGGAAGGGUCCUUGAAGCUGGAAGAUCCCACGGAGGUGAAAGCAGCAGAGAGCUUCUUCCAGCCCGUGUGUGUCACCCCAACCACUAAGGUCCUGCAGGACCUCACAGAGCAGGAGGUGCUCCUGAAGAUUCCCAGCACUGCCACCUCCCUGCUCGGGAGGGAUGAGGAGUCCCGGGAGAACCAGAACCCCUUUGGGAAGAAGAAGAAAAGGAUGUUGAGCAGCAACAUCAGCUUCUUCUCAGGCUGCACCCCCAUCAAGGAGGAGUUUAACUGACCUGGAGCUUUCCCAUCCCUUUAGGCCACGUUCCUGGUGAUGUUAGAGGGAGUUGGAUUCUCCUGCUGGAGCAGCAGCUCCUGCCCUCAGCAAGGGAGUCAAACUCUGCUUCUUGCUGGUUGUGUCUGUAAAUAUUUGUGUGUUGGGCUAGGGGAAGGGUAAGAAUCUUUCCUCUGGAAUUCCUGGUGUGAAUGGAGGUGAUUUUCCAGGUGGGUGUUCCCAGCUCCCUCCCUCCUGCUGAGCUGUGAACGCUGGGUACAGUUUCACCUGUAAUCUUGAAAGAACUUCGCCUUUGCACCGGAGAUCUGCUCCUGCUUUUUCCCACGGAGCCUGAAGGAACUUUUCCAGCUGCCCUGGGAGAUCCAUGGAGUGAAAAGGGCCUGGCUGAAGUCUUAAAUCAGCAGCUCUGAAGUGGUCAGGCUUCCUGGCCCCUUUGGCCGCUGGACUGUCCUUAGUCAAUGAACUAGAACCUUGACCUAUGUGAAUAAUGUAGGAAUUUUAACUCUGGUUUGCAGUUUUAAUAAAGGAAUUACUAAAGAAA
This is a messenger RNA of Cyanistes caeruleus (blue tit), 4301 nucleotides long. It is a transcript of the gene KIF4A, whose product is annotated as kinesin family member 4A. Lineage: Eukaryota; Metazoa; Chordata; Aves; Passeriformes; Paridae. Gene Ontology annotation, cellular component: microtubule associated complex. Gene Ontology annotation, biological process: microtubule-based movement; spindle elongation; mitotic spindle organization. The record is from RefSeq and is a predicted model, not a curated record. Gene Ontology annotation, molecular function: microtubule binding; microtubule motor activity; ATP binding.